This is a messenger RNA of Amphibalanus amphitrite, 1814 nucleotides long. RefSeq lists its product as uncharacterized. The transcript has 2 exons. NCBI's taxonomy places the organism in Eukaryota, Metazoa, Arthropoda, Thecostraca, Balanomorpha, Balanidae. The record is from RefSeq and is a predicted model, not a curated record. Bases 779 to 1624 code for a protein of 281 amino acids.
GGAACUAUCAACUGAAUAUCAACCGAUUUGUUUAGAACUAGUUUAGUACCUACAAUGAACAGGGAAAAUAUGAAAGUACAGACAAGUGCCUUCCUCCUCUCUCGAGCAACUAAAAAUAACCUUAUAUUGCUUCGAAGCAUCAACCAGGGGAGCACUUUGCUUCAGGGUAGCGUUAAGCGUAGUUGAUUUGAAAGGCUUUUGUGAUGAAAAUGAAUGUAUUUGUGGUUGGAACACCCUGCUACGCUUACAAUGGCACUUUUUAAAAAUUCGUAAAAUUUUAUUUCAGUAGAAUGUAAAGUAUGGCGGCAUUUUCUUCAGAUCCGAUUAUCGAUGAAUUUUCAUUCAAUACUCAGACGUUCAGUUGUCGCUGGGCGCCGCCCACUAGCUUGUCGAAACUCACAAAACAGGAUGAGAACACGUCAGACUGGAAUGGUCCGUGCUCCCGCGCGUAUGUCCACACACACCGCUCGUCGUUGACCAAUGACCCAUUGUCCUGGCCCGAUCUUUUGCACUGCAACAGAUGGAAAGGAAACCGACUCUGAGAUAUGUAACGGCAAUUACGACAGUAACCGAUACAAUUAACACCGACGAGUCCAGUCGAACGUAUAGGUGAAAGGUUGUGCGUUAACACAAGCCAGAUUGUUGCAAUUUUUCACCAAUUUUCCUCCCGUUUCUAAGCCAGCUGUAUAAAUGGCUGGCGGUGCUGCAGCACAGACAUCAGACGCAGUUCAGAUCUGCUCCAGUCUACAUACAUCGUGCAAGUUCAGCCCACUCAGCCAUGAAGGUACUGAUCGUGGUGUGCCUGGCGGCAGCGGCACUGGCUCAACCAGACAAACUGCCUCAUCGCUUCGGCUCAAACAGACAGCAGCUGCGCCAGCACGCUGUCAUCGACCAGAAGUCGUUCCAGCAGCAGCCCAGCCACUUCCAGCAGCAGCCAGUUCAGUUCCAGCAGCAGCCCAGCCACUUCCAGCAGCAGCAGUUCCAGCAGUCCAGCCAUUUCGACGACGACGAGUUCUCUCAGCCGGCUGACUUCCAGCAGCCACAGCAGCACUUCCAGCAGUCGAGCCAGUUCCAGCAGUCGAGCCAAUUCGACGAUGACGAGUUCUCUCAGCCAGCUGCCCACUUCCAGCAGCAGCAGUUCCAGCAGCCGCAGCCGCAGCAGCAGUUCCAGCAGCUGGCGCAGCCGGUUCGCAUUGAGCAGCAGCCGCAGCCGGUCCGCGUGGAGCAGCAGCAGUACCGCCAGCCGGCGCAGCAGCGGCCGGUGCCGUCCGCCGCCCAGGAGGCCGACAUCAGCCGCCCGCUGAGCGAGGAGCGCCGCCGCGACCGUGACGCCGUCAUCACCAGCUUCACCAGCGAGAUGAGCGACGCCGGUGCGCGGCACGCCUACACGGCCGACAACGGCCUCGAGCGAGAGGAGACCAUCCAGCUGCGCGAGGUGGUCUCGGUCGACGAGGACGGUAACGAGGUGGUGACCACAGUGCCGGUGGUGAGCGGCAAGUUCCAGUUCCUGCUGGACGACGGCAGCGUGGUGACGAGGAGCUACACCACCGACGAGCGGGGCCACCUGGUCUGGCAGGGCACCGACCUGCCGCAGGCGCCGGCGCCCCAGCCCGUCUACCAGUAGGGACGGGGGCGUCAGCUGCUCUAGCUAAUUAUGUGCCUAAGCUGUUGAAUUCUUGUCAUGUUAUCAGCUCACAAUGUAUUUGUUGAAAUAUACUCGUACUAAUUGAAUAACCACCUUUGUGUUUGAGAGGCAAUAUAACGUGAGAUUGCCUGAUGCCUAGAAAGGCUCAGAGUGCAGGAUUUUUCUUUCC